AUCAUGUGACUCUGCGGCUUUCUCUGGUUUUUCAGAGUGUAACAAUCGCUGUGACAAACUUUACUGUUUACGAUUGUGAGGCUGUGAUGGACCUGUCUGUGUCUGCUCCGUGUGCAGGGUGUGUGAGCAGCCCCUGGAGGUGCUACUGGUGUGUGUCUGAUCAUCGCUGCUCUCACACUGCGCACUGCAGCCAAAGAAGCACUGUCAUUUACAGCAAGAAUGAUUCACACCCAGAGCUCUCAGGACCUGAUUCCUGCCCCAGCCUGGAGCAGGUUCUGGGGUCCCAUCUGAUUCCUAUUGGAGUUGAACGAGAGCUGGAUCUGGUCGGGAGAAACUUGCAACUUCUGCAGGGAGAGGAGUUGGGAUACAGCUGUAUCAUUGAGGUAGAAGGAGCCCCCAUUACCCUGCGGGCACAGAUAGAGAUGGUGACUGGGGAGGACAAUGUUUACCAAGUACACUGCCAGUCUCACAAGUAUCAGUACCCUCUAACUGUACUGGAGCAUCGGGUCACUGUGCACGUGAGACUGGGAAAUGACCAUCGUGUGGAUAAUAAUGGAGAGAUCCAGGUGGCUCUUUACAACUGCUCCGCGGGACAGACUGACUGCAGCCUAUGCCGAGCCACAGACCCACUAUACAAGUGCGUGUGGUGUGGAGAGGAGGCAACAGCGAGUUGCCAAUAUGCAAACCUGUGUGAGCAGAGCACCACGAACGUCUGCCCUACACCACUCAUCCAGUCAUUCACCCCAUCGUCUGGGAUUGUUCAGGGAGGAACCAUGUUGACCAUCAUAGGAGCUAACAUGGGCCAGCGUGCGGAAGAAGUGUCUGUGACAGUGGCCGAUAAUCCCUGCGAAGUGCAGCCUGAUCUGUACCACGUAUCCAACAGGAUAAUUUGCCUCCUGUCUGCCAGUGAUGCCCCACAUAGCGGACCUGUGGCUGUGUCUGUAAUGGGUCGCCCUCCUGGAAUGUCUAGCCAGCUUUUUGCCUAUAAGGACCCCACACUUCACUCCAUCUUCCCAUUUAGAGGUCCCAUGGCUGGUGGAACACAAGUCACUAUCUCUGGUGCCAAUCUUCUGACAGGAGACCAGAUCACAGUGUCCAUAGGAGGACUUCCCUGUCUCAUAUCUUCAGAUAUAACUGAGGAACAGAUCCAGUGUUUCACCAGCCCUAGUGAUGACCCUGCCGAGCUAGGUGUGACUGUGUUCUAUGGUGAGACAGAGAGGAUUCUGGGAGAUGUCAUUUACAACUACACAGAGAAUCCUAGAAUAUGGUCUGCUGUCCCCAGCUAUGGUUUUUACGGAGGAGGUCGUGUCAUAAGAGUGCAGGGCUCUGAUCUGGACGUGGUACAGACCCCACAUAUGAUGUUCCAUACCAAGCUGCCCACAGGGGAGAGAGAGGAGAAGGGGUCACGCAGGAGGCGAAAGAGGAGUGUAGACCCUUCUGCUAAGGAGUUCAGCGAGCGCUGCCAGACAAAUUCCUCAUUUUUCAUGGAGUGCGUAACACCGUCUGUCCCGGAAGACUACGCCCUUAUGGACGUCCUAUUCAUCCUAGACAAUGUAAGGAUCCCGUUCAGUAGCGUUGGGGAAAACUUCACCUACCAGAAGAACCCAAAGUUCCUACCUUUGAACCGGGACAACAACAACAAGCCGUACAGCCUCAAACCCGGGAACGUGAUGGACAUUGAGGGUGAGGGUUUGGAUGCCGGCAUCAGUAAGCAAGAGGUUGUAGCCAUGAUUGGUGAUGGUGUUUGUAUGGUAAAAACCCUCACACACAAUCACCUAUACUGUGAACCUCCCCUUAUGCCACCACAGCCACUGGACAAGGGCGCCGGGCUGCCGGAGUUUGUGGUCCAAAUGGGGAAACUGAGCUUCAAUUUGGGGUUGGUAAAAUAUGAUGUGGAGGGACCAUCAAACUUUCCAGUGGGGGCCAGAAUUGGAUUGGGAGUUGCAGGCGCUCUGCUGGUCCCAAUUGUGAUAUUUAUAAUCCUCAUGUACAGGAGGCAGAGCGAGUUGGCAAAGCGGGAUUACAAGAAUGUCCUGGUGCAGCUCGAGAACUUGGAGACCAGUGUGGGGGACCAGUGCCGUAAGGAGUUCACAGAUCUAAUGACUGAGAUGAUGGAUCUGACUAGUGACCUGGAGGGAUCGGGGAUUCCAUACCUGGACUACACAACAUACGUGGAAAGGAUCUUCUUCCCUGUUCAGACUGGAUCCUCGCUGCGGAAGAACUUGGAAGUACCCGAGGGCAGGAGAAGCACCGUGGAGCAAGGGCUGACCCAGCUGUCUAAUCUGCUCAAUAACAAGCUAUUUCUCACCAAGCUGAUCGAGACGUUGGAUGCACAGCCCACUCUAUCUCAGCGGGAUCGAUGCCACGCUGCGUCCCUGCUCACUGUGGCUCUGCAUAGCAAGCUGGAGUAUCUGACUGACGUCAUGAAGACCCUGCUGUCUGACCUAAUAGAUCAGUGUGUUGCCAAGAACCCCAAACUUCUGCUGCGCCGGACAGAAACCAUUGUGGAGAAACUGCUGACUAACUGGAUGUCCAUCUGUUUGCACUCCUUCCUGCGGGAGGCGGCAGCAGAGCCAUUGUAUAUGCUGUACUGCGCAAUUAAAUAUCAGGUGGACAAGGGACCUGUGGAUGCAGUAACUGGAAAGGCGAAGCGGACGCUGAAUGACAGCCGACUGCUUAGGGAAGACAUAGAGUACCGGCCUAUCACACUAACUGCGCUUGUGAAGAGCGGAGGAGAAACCCAGCGGGUACCGGUCAGGGUGCUAGACACAGACACCAUAACGCAGGUCAAAGCAAAGAUCCUUAACCAGCUUUACAAAGGCACCCCCUUCUCUCAACGCCCAGCGGCUCACACACUUGACCUGGAGUGGCGCUCUGGUAAAGCCGGGCAUUUGACGCUUUCUGACGAGGAUCUCACGUCACUAACUCAGGGUCAUUGGAAGCAAUUAAACACCCUGCACCAUUACAAGGUUCCUGAUUCUGCAACUGUUGCUCUCAUCCCUCGUCUACACAAUAACCAGUGUGAGACCCCAAACACCAGCUUCCUGGAAGGAGAAAGGACACCCAUGUUGGAGGAUGGGGAAGAUGGCGGCGUUAGAAUUUGGCACCUGGUUAAGUUGGUGGAGGAACCAGAGGUUUGCAAACAGAGGCGGAGCAGUCUGCGUGAUAGAGAACGUGCUAAGGCUAUCCCCGAAAUAUACCUGACCCGCCUGCUGUCAAUGAAGGGAACGCUUCAGAAAUUUGUGGAUGACACAUUCCAGGUGAUGCUUGGGGUGAACCGCCCUGUGCCUAUUGCCAUUAAGUAUUUCUUUGAUUUCUUGGAUGAGAUGGCAGAGAAACAUAAGAUUGAGGACCCUGAAACUGUCCACAUCUGGAAAACACACAGCUUGAUGCAGCGGUUCUGGGUACUGAUCCUGAAAAACCCCCAGAUGGUGUUUGACAUUGAGGUAUCUGAGAAUGUGUAUUCCAUCCUAUCCGUCAUCGCCCAGACAUUCAUUGACUCUUGUACAAUCUCCGAACACAAAGUGGGGAGGGACUCCCCUGUCAACAAACUGCUAUAUGCCAGAGAAAUCCCAAGAUACAAACAAAUGGUCGAGAAGUACUAUACUGAUAUCAAGGAGACAGUUUCCGCCAGCUAUCAGGAAAUGAACUCUUCCCUCACAGAGCUUUCGGGGAUUCACGCAAAUGAUCUGAAUUCAUUGGUUGCGCUGCAGGAGCUAUACAAUUAUAUCAAUAAAUAUUAUGACCCGAUCAGUUCAGCUCUGGAAAGCGAUCCAAAUGGGCAGAAGAUGCAGCUGGCGUACCGGCUACAACAGAUUUCUGCGCUCGUGGAAAAUAAAGUGACAGAUCUGUGAUAUCCCUAAUCAAUUUAAUUGAUUUCUCUUUGGGAGGUCAGCAUUGUAAUCUUGGUACUGUGGAUCCACUAUCCAGUCUACAAUAUGGAAUACAAUACUGUGUGUGACUUCUGCAGACCAGCACUACGCCUUUGUGAAACACUAGGCUACGGGGAGCACUGUCUAUGUUGUUCCAAACUGGAUACCCAGAAACCUUUGCGCUUACAUGGAAGACUCAGUUUGUUUGCUUACAAGUGCCUUUAGUGUGACAACAAUUUGUGUCUUCCUGUGCAGAUUGUGUCACAAUAUCUUGACUUACCUUUCACAUGGGGAUAUGUAACAAGACUACUGCUCCUGCUGCCUGGGGCACUUAUGUCUUUUGUGCAUUUUUACGUUUAAUGCUACUGUGUGUUGUAGUGUAUCUGGGAGACUACUGCUGUGCUAAAAAACUCAGGAUGUUAGUGAUGACAAGCUGCCGCAGUAGUGUACGCAGGCCGGCCAAAUGUGGCAGCUGCAUCCCGCCUGCAGGGAACCAAAUCCUAGUACCAUACUCACUGUGUCCGUGUCUUAAAUACCUUGUAUAGCUUUUUCUAACUUAUCAAAAGCUGUAAAUAGAAAUUAUAACUGUAUUUAUUAUUUCUUUUAUUCCGAUUGUUUUUCACAUAAAAUAAAAAUUAAAUAGAAA
Messenger RNA from Bombina bombina (fire-bellied toad), 4518 nucleotides. RefSeq names its product plexin B3 (gene PLXNB3). Gene Ontology annotation, biological process: regulation of cell shape; negative regulation of cell adhesion; regulation of GTPase activity. Gene Ontology annotation, molecular function: semaphorin receptor activity. The record is from RefSeq and is a predicted model, not a curated record. Gene Ontology annotation, cellular component: semaphorin receptor complex. NCBI's taxonomy places the organism in Eukaryota, Metazoa, Chordata, Amphibia, Anura, Bombinatoridae.